Molecule: messenger RNA, 4277 nt
Organism: Pseudoliparis swirei
Lineage: Eukaryota; Metazoa; Chordata; Actinopteri; Perciformes; Liparidae
Gene: c4b
Product: complement 4B (Chido blood group)
Biological process (GO): complement activation
Molecular function (GO): protein binding; endopeptidase inhibitor activity
Source: RefSeq, a predicted model, not a curated record
AUAUAUUUAACAUAAAACAGAGGAAUGAUGCUUCUUUCCAAGUAAAAAAAGAAAAGAAAACAGGGCAGGAUAUUGAGAGAUCCAAUGAUUGAGAAAUACAGGGGUGGACGAAUAACAAAACUCCAGUUAACCAACAAAACUUGUCAGAGCAGGCAAAGAAAUAGAAGCUGCAUAAUGGAGUGCCACAUAUUUUCCAUUAUUUUCCUGAUCUUGACUAUGGAGUGUUCAGCGAGCAGAUUCUUCAUCUCAGCCCCCCGCGUGUUUCAUGUGGACGUUAAUGAGGACGUUUUUGUCCAGAUGGGAAACUCUUAUCUUAAUAGUACUGUCACUCUCUACCUGGAGCAUGAGAGUACCAGUACUGUUGUGUCUGGGAAGAAAAACAAAACAGUUGAACUCAUGAUAGACAGGGGGAGCAUGUUAAGAUUGCUUCGACAUAAUGAGCUAAGAUACUUGCUGCUGGUGGCAGAGAGCCCCUCCUUCAGUACCAGGAAGACAACAAAGGUUCUGAUAUACAAACACAGGGGCUAUAUCUUCUUUCAGACUGACCAGCCAAUCUACAACCCAACAUAGAAAGUGAGGUACAGGGUGUUCACUCUUGACCAUACGAUGAAGCCUCACGAGGAGGUGUUCCAGAUAUCAGUAUAUAAUGCUGUUGGAAAUAGAGUAAUGAAGAUACUAAAGACUGCCAAGGCAGGGAUACUCCAAGGCAUAUUCCCCAUACCUGAUGUAUUGAAAUUGGGCACAUGAAGGAUUACAGCACACUAUGAAGAUGAUGAAGCAAAUGCUGUUUCCCGAGAGUUCAAAGUCCAGAAAUUUGUUUUACCAAGUUUUGUGGUGGGCAUUGCAAUGGAGCAGAGCUAUAUUUUGUUGAAGGCAGAACAGUUUGACUUCGCCAUCUCAGUAAGGUAUUCAUAUGGCGAGCAAGUGAAAGGGGCUUACCACUGCCAAUUUGGAGUGAGUGAAAAAGAUAAAACCCAGAAAAUAAAGCCUUUGUUGAUCAGGGGGCUGGAGUUAACUGAUUCGGUCAGGGAUGGAGCUGCAGCAGCUUCUUUUCAGAUAGAAGACUGAAAGGUGCACCUCCUAAAACAGCAGAACAAAACCCUCUCCGAGUUACAGCAGAGGGGAGCACAACUCUACUUGAGAGUCUUUGUCACCAACAUACAAAGUGGUGAAAUACAAGAGGCAGAAGUUUACCUUCCUAUCGUCGCCCAUAAAUACACCAUGGACUCUCGAACUCGCUCAUAUUUCCUUCCCGGAUACCCGCUAGAUGUGGUGGUAUGCAUGAAACUCACAGGGGACUCCCCAGCAGCUGGUGUACCAGUAAAGAUUCAUGUACCAACAUCUUUAGAGGAAUCUUGGCAAGGAACCACCAACCAGGAGGGGGCAGUGUUUCCUGUCUUUAAUAUUCUCACUGCAGAUCAGAUUACUGUUAAAGUGUCGGCAGAUGGCCAGCAACAAAGGUAAGUAAUUCCGAGUGCUUCAUCUCCGAGUAACAGCUUUCUUUACUUGAGUAUUACCAACAAGAUGUACUCUGUGGACGAUCUACUAAAUGUAAAGUACAACACCAUCAAUGGCCAAAAACUUGGGUUUAUAUACUACAUGGUCUUGAGUCGCGGGAUCCUAAUAAAAAAGGUCUCUCUCGAAGUUGGUAUUUCAGUAAUAGACAACCUGCAAAUAACAUCUGAUAUGGUGCCAUCCUUCCGUCUGAUUGGCUACCUAUAUAACGAGGGUGGUGACAUCAUUGCAGACUCGCUGUGGGUAGGUGUCAAGGAUGAAUGUGAGCUAAAGGUCAAGGUAGAACAAAAAGGCCCGUCCGAACCUGGAAAACAGUCUUGGAUAGAAAUUGAUUUACAUGGCCAGAAAGCCAAAGUGGCUUUGCUGGCAGUAGAUAAGGCCAUCUACGCUCUGAAUGCCGAUAAUAAACUCACAGGUAAACAUGUGUUUUCCUCCAUGCAGUCGUGUGACCUUGGUUACUCAUACAGCGGAGGAUCUGACCCUGAAUCUGUGCUAACAGAUGCUGGCAUGUCUUGUGUAUCUCAAUCCCAAUCAAUGUGGGAAAAGAGCUGUGAUUCACAAGCUGCAGGACAAAGGCGUGCAGUGGACCUUCAACAGGAAAUGAUGACUUUAAAAUCAAACUUUUCCGAUGAUCAUUUGCAAGGCUGUUGUGUUUGCGGGUUUUCUCUCAUUAAUUGAACUUAAUUUAAACCUCUUGGGUAUCAUUUGACGCUACCUGAUUCCAUCACCACAUGGGAGAUUCAGGUCGUCACUUUAUCUGCAGCCACUGGUUUCUGUGUAGUUAAGCCGUCUGAGAUCAAAGCAUUUAAGAGGGCAUUUGUUUAUCUGCAACUGACUUAUUCAGUGAAGAAAUAUGAGCAACUAUCCAUUUCGUCUGUUAUCUACAACUAUGGCGAUACCAGACGACAGAUCGCAGUUUAUAUGGAAAAAACUGAAGGGCUUUGCUCCCUCGGCUCUGCCACCACUACAUCUUUUGUUAACAUUCCUACUGUGGAACCAGAGACUUCCCAGUUGGUCUCCUUCUCUGCUGUUCCCAUGGUAACUGGCUCAAUACCCAUCAAAAUACAUCUCUAUGACAUCGAGAAUGAGAUGGGAAUAGAUGCAGUUGAAAAGACUUUGAGUGUGUUGGUGAGUGACAAAGAUAUUUGGGUGUCAGGCAGGCAGGACCACGGUACAGAUCUACAGGCCAUUAACAAACAAUGUUAUAGAUUUAUUUGGUUUUUAACACAGCUAAAACUUUCUUUGUCAGGUUAUAUAAGGAUUUUAACAUACAAGAAACCCACCGGUUCUUAUGGAGCAUGGGGUUCGGUGCAAUCUAGUAAUUGGGUGACUGCCCUUGUGGUGAAAGUGCUAUCGUUGGUGGCGCAGCGUCAGCCAGGGACUUUUGAACAGCAGGGCAGGAAGGCUAUUGUUGUACCAGAGGAUCAGAUCAGUCACUCAGUCACUUUCUUGCUCUCAGUACAGAAGGCUGAUGGGUCAUUUCGUGACCCACAUCCAGUGCUACACAGAGGAGUUCUGGUAACCUCUACUGCAUCCAUGUUCGAACAUUUGCAUCAUGCUUAUCUUUCUUUAGAACCAUGUCAUAAAAUACAAAAUAUAUUCCUCUCAGGAAAUGUUCGGAGAAUCACAAAGAAUGUCCGUUUGCUACAUGCUUGCUUCCUUCCUACAGUAGAUUACGCAUACAUGGUUGAAGUCCUCAGUGUUUCCAUGAAGAGUAACUUUGAGCUGUACAAAAUUAAUGUAAACGAGGUACUCAGAUCACAUAAAGAUUUCGAGGUGAAUGAGAAUUCCAUUCGAGUGUUUGCUAAGCGGCGUCAGUGUAGGGGACAGUUAGAUGUGGGAAUGCAAUAUCUCAUCAUGGGAAAAGAUGACUCCACAACGGACUCAAGUGGAAAGAUUCAGUAUCUGUUGGAGUCAAACACCUGGGUUGAAAGAAAGCUUUCUGAAGAAGAAUGUAAAAAAUCCUCACAUAAAACUGCCUGCAGAAGGUUUAAGGUGUUUACGGAUGAGUAUAAAAUAGAUGGCUGCAGACAGUGAAACAGACAAAUAAUUUUGAUUAAACUUUCAUUUUAAUAGUUUCCCAUGGGAUGCACAGUCAGCAUGGAAGUCUAGAGCUCUUCUUUUUACCGUUUUCAAUCAUGAAAUAAUAGUAUAAGAACAUAUUACCAGACAGUAAGUGAAUGGCUGACUCCAUUGUCGUGUCAUUUUUAAGUUUACGACACUUAAACCAUGUCUUUAUCUCUAGUGUUUAUAUAAAAUAAUGUUUGCUAAAAUCUUUGAGAUCAUUAUUUGAAAAUGGAACUGAACACAGCAGUUAACAGUUGCUCUUUUAUGUCCUUCCAAAUAGUGUGAUUCAGCUUUUUCUGCUGAAUAUAUUUAUUUUUGAUGUUUUUUUUUCUUCUACUGCCAGUAACGGCUCUGAGAGGGGUCUCUGUACUCAAUGCAACCCCCCUCAUAGUUACCGCCUUCCCAAUUUAACAUCUGCAAUGUAAGGAAGAAGGGAGACGGGGAGUGGUUUGGGGUGAGCAACACAGUAACUACUCAUAAAGUGGCAUAACAGUCUGCACAUCAGACCUGCUCCCAGUGGAGUCACCCAGGGAUAGUAUUUGGAUCAAUCAAUCAGCUCAUAAUGACAAUAGAUCUUCAUUUGCUCUUGAGAGCCAACAGUCCUCUUCUCAAACUUGCUCCACUUAGAAGCCUGCUGCAGACGAGUACAAUUAUAUAAUACAUGUUGUGUGAUAUAGAGAGAAUUUGUGGGAGAA